CCAUAGCAACCAAAUAACCUAAGGCACCUGCAAUAAGAAAGCCUCCACAAAGUGAGCAGGGAUUCAGAGGAUUUGCCUCAAAUAUGGAGAUAGUCUACGUCUAUACAAAGAAAAGGAAUGAGUUUGGACGGCAGGCAAUCUUCUCUGACCGUCCACCUGAGCUGAGUAUCGACAUAAGGCCUGACUCGUCCAUGAGGAAUGACUACAUUCGCAAAGACCCUGUAGACAUUGCAGUACAGUACACCUCGGAUAUGUCAGAGCAUGAGGUGAACACUGAAAGGUUUGAGACUGAGAUCAGAGGUGUGAACCACACAGAGGGUGGCUGGCCCAAAGACAUCAACCCAGCCGAAGUUGAGCAGACCAUUAGGUUUAGGAAGAAAGUUGAAAAGGAUGAGAUCUACAUGCAAGUCAUUCAAGACCUGGGAACAAAAAUGGAACACUAUCUAAAGCAAAACAACUCGGUUGACAUAUAUGAAGAAUAUUUUGACAAGACAGAACCACUUCUCAAUGACAAGGCACCAAAUGCAAGAACCAUUAACAUACUCCGAGAUCCUAGUGACAUUAAGAGGACUGUGUCUAAUAUAUCAUGGUAUCCUGAUGGAGCAAACAAGAUUGCAGUUGCUUACUCGGCACUUGAGUUUCAGAAGACCUCGGAUGUGUUAUCAUUUGAUUCAUACAUAUGGGACAUUGAAAAUCCUAAUAAGCCAGAGAUGACUCUCAAGCCAGCAUCUCCAAUGCUAUGUCUUGAGUAUAAUCCUAAGGAUUCCCACACACUGGCUGCAGGCUGCUAUAAUGGUCAAAUAGCUAUAUUUGAUACUCGUAAGAGUUCUCAGCCAACCGAUACUACACCAGUGGAGAUUAGUCAUAGAGACCCUGUACACAAACUAAUAUACCCCUCAUCUAAGACAGGCAAUGAUAUAUUUUCAACCUCGACUGAUGGUCAGGUGAUGUGGUGGGACAUACGUAAACUCGUUGAACCGGUUGAGACGCUAGUGUUGGAAUAUCCCGGGUACAAACCAGACGUCACUCUAGGAGGAAUUACACUGGAAUAUGAAUCAACAAUGCCAACAAAGUUCAUGGUUGGGACAGAGCAAGGCGUCAUUCUCUCUGGCAAUCGUAAAGGGAAGACUCCACAGGAUAAACUAGCUCAUGCAUUUGUGGGACACUUGGGACCAAUCUACUCAUUACAACGUAAUCCAUUUUAUCCCAAGCAAUUCCUCACUGUUGGUGACUGGACAACCAAGAUUUGGUCAGAAGAUGCUAAGGAAUCUCCAAUAAUGUGGACACAAUAUAAUACUACUCCACUGACUGAUGGCUGUUGGAGUCCAACAAGGCCUGGUGUGUUUUUCACAACUUCAAUGUCAGGUUCUCUCAACGUAUGGGACCUUUGCCUCAGACAAACGGCACCAAGUCUAGCUAUACAAGUUUGCGACGAGUCCUUGCAUUCAAUCAGAGUCCAUGAGCAAGGCAGACUGGUUGCUUGUGGGUCUCAUUCUGGUGUUGUGACGCUACUGGAGCUAUCUGGGGCCCUCUCUGUCCUUCAGCCUAAUGAGAAGCACAAUAUCAAUGCUAUAUUUGAACGUGAGACAAAGAGGGAAAAGAUAUUGGAAGGAAGGAGAAGAGAAAUGAAGCUAAAAGCAAAACAAGCGGCAGCAAGUGGAGGAGGAGGAGGUGGU
Messenger RNA from Amphimedon queenslandica, 1676 nucleotides. RefSeq names its product dynein intermediate chain 3, ciliary-like. The transcript is spliced from 13 exons. The record is from RefSeq and is a predicted model, not a curated record. Gene Ontology annotation, biological process: cilium movement; outer dynein arm assembly. Gene Ontology annotation, molecular function: dynein light chain binding; dynein heavy chain binding. Lineage: Eukaryota; Metazoa; Porifera; Demospongiae; Haplosclerida; Niphatidae. Gene Ontology annotation, cellular component: outer dynein arm. The annotation marks the transcript as partial.